Paramisgurnus dabryanus is the source of this 2898-nucleotide messenger RNA. The record is from RefSeq and is a predicted model, not a curated record. NCBI's taxonomy places the organism in Eukaryota, Metazoa, Chordata, Actinopteri, Cypriniformes, Cobitidae.
AACAUUUGAGCCAUGCCUAAGAGCCAGAAUAGGUACGGAGAUACCACAAAGUCUUCUUCUUCCGGUUUAUGUUGGUUAGUGAAGUAGCAUCAGAAUCGACACCAUACGGCCGUUUCUCAAUCUGAAGGCUGCAGCCUCCGGAGGUCGCAGUUUUAGGCUGCAUACGACAUCAAGACUGUCUUAUUUCAGAACAUUAACAAUUAUAAAGGUGACUAUUAUUCUUAGUUAAACGUAAAUUGUUGUAACAUGCUUAUGAUUUGUGAAUGUAAUGCUCAGUUACCUUAAAUGAACCAGGCUUGAUGACGUAUGCACCGCAGUCUGCGGAGGAUGCAGCAUUCGGAUUGAGAAAUGACACUGGGCUAUUGAAACUUUCUCUGAGAAAAGCCCAUCUACUGCUAUGAAAACAUACGCUCAUUGAUCGUAGAAAGUAUAUAAUAAAUGUAAAUGUAUUUGGCACUCGCAAUGAGAAAAAGAUUAUUAGUUUUUUUUUAAGAUUUAGUUUAUUUUCUUUUACUUCGUUGUACCUGACCCUUUUUGUUCACAACUGCAAACGAAAGUGCCUCACAUCAGACGUCACUCGUCAUUAAAGAGAGACGAGAUUGCGGAUAAAACUCUCGGAAUAAAAUUAUAGCACUUCAGAUCGGUUAUUAUUUGGUUCUGUUGUGAGAACGGCUGAAGAAAAUGUUUGAUGUAAUAUGGUUCUGUUUGUGCAGUCUGGUUGGUGUUUUAGGCAGUGAGUUUGUGUCAGUGAUGGAGGGUGAAUCUGUCACUUUAACUGUCAAUCUCACUGAAAUACAGAUUAAAGAGGGAAUCACCUGGAAGUUUGGACCUCAGGAAAUCACAAUAGCUGAAAUUGAGGUUGAGGACAAUAAUAUCAUUUUAUAUGACAAAGAUAGAGCUGAUGGGAGAUUUAAAGACAGACUGAAGCUAAACAACCAAACUGGAUCUCUCACCAUCACCAACAUCACAACCACAGACUCUGGACUUUAUCAAGUCAUCAACACCAACACAAACACUCAACUCAACAUAUUCAAUCUUACUGUCUAUGACCUCCUGCCCAUUCCUGUCAUCAGCAGCAUCUUUUCUCAAAACUCAUCAUCAUCAACCUCAUCAUCAUCAAACUGUUCCUUCGUGUGUUCAGUGUUGAAUGUGAGAGAUGUGAAUCUGUCCUGGUAUAAAGGAAACAGUUUAUUGUCCAGCAUCAGUGUGUCUGAUCUCAACAACAUCAUCUCUCUUCAUCUGAAGUGUCUGGAUGAAUCUUACAGCUGUGUGGUCAACAAUCCCAUCAGAAACCAAACUCAGCAUCUAAACACUGAUGUCUGUCAGACGUGUUCAGAUGAUGUAACAGCCACAUACGUCAGCUGUUGUAGUUUUACAGAAUCUGUGAUCCGAUUGGUCAUCUCUGCUCUGGUGGGCGUGGCUGCUGUUGGUUUUCUGGUUUAUGACUUCAGAAGAGUUGAACAAAAGAAGAGGAUAAAAUCAGAUAUACAGUUAAAUACACCUGAGGCAACUGGGGGUGGAAAAUGUGUGUUUGGCAGUGAGUUUGUGUCAGUGAUGGAGGGAGAUUCUGUCACUUUAUCUGUCAAUCUCACUGAUACACAGAGAAAAGAGGGAAUCACCUGGAAGUUUGGACCUCAGUACAUCACAAUAGCUGAAAUUGAGGUUGGUGGCAAUAACAUCACUUUAUAUGAAGAGAGAGCUGAUGGGAGAUUCAGAGACAGACUGAAGUUGGAUCACAGUGGAUCUCUGACCAUCACAAACAUCAGAACCACAGACUCUGGACUUUAUCAACUAAUCAACACCAACACAAAUAACCAACUCAAUAUAUUCAAUCUUACUGUCUAUGCUCAUCUGCCCAUUCCUCAAACAUCACCGCAAUGUUCUUCAUCAUCAAGAUCAAAGUGUUCAUUAUUGUGUUCAGUGUUGAAUGUGAGAGAUGUGAGUCUGUCCUGGUAUAAAGGAAACAGUUUAUUGUCCAUCAUCAGUGUGUCUGAUCUCAACAUCAGCAGCAUCUCUCUACCUCUGGAGGUUGAAUAUCAGGAUACAAACAAAUACAGCUGUGUACUCAACAAUACCAACACAAAACAAACUCAACAUCUUAACAUUACGGAUGUCUGUCAGUGUUCAGAUAACAACAAAUAUCUUAUAAUUUGGAUCUGUUCUGGUGUUGCUGGAUUUCUGAUGGUUGUAACUGCAGUUCUGAUUGUCUGGUUCUACAGAAAACACACAAACACACAUCAACAGGUUCAUAUUGGUGGAGAGGAGAUAAUUUAUGCAGAUACAACAUUUUACAAAAGACAAACACUUAAACCGGGAGCUCCAGUAGAGGAUGAUGUGGUGUAUGCAGGAAUCAUGAGUCGAUGAACAAACUCUGUACACUGAGUGAUGCUGAGAAGAUAAAAAAUAUCUGACCACAGUCACAGAUGAGUUUAGAGUAAAAACAGAAGUUCAGAUUGUUCUGGAUCUUUAGUUGUUAUCAGUAGAAACACACAGUUUCUAACAAAACCAUUUAAAGUGAUAAUAUUAUUAAACUUACAGGCUUCAUUUCAUGCUUUAUUCUGAUUUGUUAAAAUGAUGUUAUCAUUCAUCAUAUACAGCAGGGGUGUCAAACAUCCUGUGGGCCAAACAUGGGCCACUACAGUGUCCAACAUGGACCGCAUGAUGAUAUAUUUAAGCAAUAUCGCUCGAGUAGGAGUGUGAUAUGUAAGGAAUAAUGUAAAGGCAGCCGGUAGUUAUUGGGAAAUAAGGCCCGACAGUGUGAUCAGGCUUGACAUCUGUGUGGCAUGAAGUCAACCAACUUGUGGCACCUCUCAGCUGUUAUUCCACUCCAUGAUUCUUUAACAACAUUCCACAAUUCAUUCACAUUUCUUGGUUUUGCUUCAGAAACAGCAUUUUUGA